UAUGAAAGUUUUGACAAUCGAAAUGCGACGUAAUAAAAUUUAAAGUGAAUUUAAUUCUUACGCCUGUAAAAUCGUUAGAUUGCUUCAUUUGGCAACACUGAUUCGUCAAUAUAAAAGUACAAAAUUAUCUUGCCCGGUAUUCACGAGUGCAUUACUGUUUGGAACUGCGUGCGUGUAGGAUCGUUGUUCAUAAUAGAAGAAGGUGCUUUAAACCGGUACGAUGUGUGAAAUAAAAGUAUUGGAUGGUGGUUUUUCAACGCAAUUAGCGUUACACGUGGGUGAUAAAAUUGACGGUGAUCCAUUAUGGACAGCACGUUUUUUAGCAACAAAACCAGAAGCUGUAUAUAAAACGCAUUUGGAUUUUUUAAGAGUUGGCUCUGAUAUAAUAGAAACUAAUACUUAUCAAGCAUCAAUAGAUGGAUUUAUGAAAUAUUUGGGACUCACUAAAGAUGACAGUAAUAAAUUAAUUUACAAAGCUGUCGAGUGUGCUAAAAGAGCUGUGAAAACUUACCUUGAAGAAGUGAAAGAUAAUCCAAAUGUUCCUAAUCCUAAACCAUUAAUUGCUGGAUCCUGUGGUCCAUAUGGUGCUGCAUUACAUGAUGGUUCGGAAUACAGCGGUCAUUAUUGUUCAGAUAUAUCUUUAAAAGUUUUAAAAGAUUGGCACAGGCCACGUAUCUCAAGUUUGUUAGACGCUGGCGUUGAUUUAUUGGCAUUUGAAACUCUACCAUGUAAAGAAGAAGCUGAAGUAUUAAUUGAAUUAUUGAAAGAAUUUCCUAAUGCUAAAGCAUGGAUGUGCUUUUCUUGUAAAGAUGGAAAAAGUUUAGUGGAUGGUACGGAUUUUCAAGAAUUAGUUAUGCAAUGUUAUAAAAAUGCUCUGCCUGGUCAAAUAAUUGGUUUCGGCGUUAAUUGUAUUGCACCGCAGUAUGUCACUUCUUUAUUGAAAGGUAUCAAUAAAGAAAAUUCAACCGAUUUUAUACCAUUGGUAGUAUAUCCUAAUAGUGGAGAAAAAUAUACAGUAACAGAAGGAUGGAAGGAAGAUAAGGAGUGUUAUCCUUCGCAUGAAUUUAUUUAUGAAUGGUUGAAUUAUGGAGUAAAAUACAUCGGCGGCUGUUGUAGGACGCAAGCAACAGAUAUCAAAAUAAUACGCUUUGAAGUUGACACAUGGAUAAAAACACAAAAUUCUACUACUUCGUCUUCAUGAACUUCUCUUAGGAUUAGAUUUCUUUUAUUUUAUUCCUGCAUUUUUGUUUUUUAAUUAGUUGGCAAUAAUAAGAGAAUAUAUAUUUACA
Molecule: messenger RNA, 1289 nt
Organism: Polistes dominula (European paper wasp)
Lineage: Eukaryota; Metazoa; Arthropoda; Insecta; Hymenoptera; Vespidae
Product: betaine-homocysteine S-methyltransferase
Biological process (GO): S-methylmethionine cycle
Molecular function (GO): zinc ion binding; S-adenosylmethionine-homocysteine S-methyltransferase activity
Source: RefSeq, a predicted model, not a curated record